This is a messenger RNA of Linepithema humile (Argentine ant), 4255 nucleotides long. RefSeq names its product trophozoite exported protein 1-like. Gene Ontology annotation, molecular function: RNA binding; zinc ion binding. The record is from RefSeq and is a predicted model, not a curated record. Gene Ontology annotation, biological process: nuclear polyadenylation-dependent snoRNA catabolic process; nuclear polyadenylation-dependent snRNA catabolic process; nuclear polyadenylation-dependent CUT catabolic process. Lineage: Eukaryota; Metazoa; Arthropoda; Insecta; Hymenoptera; Formicidae. Gene Ontology annotation, cellular component: TRAMP complex.
ACAUCUUACUUACUGUUACGAGCAGUAAACUGAGUAAACCUUUAGACACCUUUAGAUAUCGCACACUGUGCACGUGUUCGUCGUUCGUGAACAUAGAUUUUUUGAAAAAAUUUAUAUUUUAAUUAAUAUACGAAGUUUUUUCAAAAUUAUUCCAAAUAUUUAUUUAAGAAAUAUUUACAAGCAUUAUGUCAGAAAACACGUUUGAAGAAAAGAAUAAUUCGUUCAAAGAUUAUAGAACGAAUAGUUUUGAUGACGGUGACUUACAAACUCGAUUAUACGCAGAAAUUUAUUACGAAUCAAAUAAUCAAGAGGAAUUAAAAACUACUAACAUCCCAAAAAUGGUUCAAUUUGAUAAUAUCUGCAACGAGUUGAAUAUUGUACCAGAGAGUGUGCACAAACCUGAAGAUAAGCAGUAUUUGGAAUCUAAAGGUGCUAGAAAACAAUUGACAUAUAAUGAUACAUUGCAAGUACAAAAUCCAUUAGAUCCUCAUGUGCCAAUUCAAGUUCAGACUUGCAAUGAUAAAGAAGCAAAUUCUGGUCAAGAAGCAAAUUCUAUGGAUGAUGAAUGUAACAGCAUGAAUAAUAAAAGUUAUUCAGCAGUAAAAGAAAAGGAAAAUUCUGUCAAGAAACAUAAGUCUUCAAACUAUACGAAAAAGAAGCAUCAAAAGAGCUUGCAAGAGGAUAAUACUGUAUCAUUAAAUGAUUCAGUUAGUGAAGUAAUAUAUUCAAAAUAUAGUAUUCGUCAGAAAUCUGAGAAACAAGAAAUGCUCUCAGCCAAACAAGAUGAUAAAGAUCAACAAAUCUCAGAUGGUUCAGACUCUGAAGUAUCUAUCUUUGAAGUACCAAUACCACCGAAACCAAAGCCACUACUUAUAGAUCUACAAGAUUCAGAUGAAGAGAAAUCAGUGGAUAAAGAUAAUUUGCAUCAAAAGGCAUUAAAAAUUACAAAUACAAGCGUUCCAUUAGCAGGUAUUAACAACGAAUUAGAAGUUCAAGAGACAUCAAGCUAUCAAGUUAUAUCCUCGAAAAAUAAAAAUACCAGUAAAUCUCAACGUAAUAAGAAUACAGUGAAUGUUGAUAAAAUCACACAAACCACAACACACACGCAAGAAGUUAGUGAAGAUAUUGUUCUGAAUUGUUCACCUAUUAAGAAAGUUACCAACAGUAUAAGUGAAAUUAGACAGUUAUCCAAAGAUACGGAGAUUAAUCAAGAUCAAAGAAAUACAUUGAUGGAAAAUAUAAAAUAUAAAAAAAAAACACCACAAAAGACAAAAAAAUAUAGCGAAAAUAACGAUAAUCUCCAACAAGAUACACAUAUGAUUUCAUCAAAAAGAAAAUUGCAGACAAAAAAGACACAGCAAAAUUUAAACAUAAAUAACACAGGAUGUAAUGUAUAUGAUCUUGGGCACAAAGAUCAAGACUUUUCAGACAACAUGUUAGUGAAUAUACCAUGUAGUGACAAAAAUAAAGCAACAAAAGAGAAAAGAAAAUGCAAUAGCCCGAUCAUUAGCAACGUUAAACAUAAGCGACAAUGCAUCAUUCAGCAAAGUAGUCAAAAUAUCACGCUACAAGACAAUAAUGAUAAAGAAAGGAGAGAAGGGGACAAAUAUUUCACACCAAUGUCGCAAGAGAUGAAAGACUAUUACUGCAACUCGACUCGUGGCCAAGAAAACUUUGACAUCAGUGAACUACAGCGUAAUAUGUCGAAAGAUCCCAAAAUGUGGAAAAUUUCAGAUGAGGAUCUGAUGCCACGCCCUUGUAACAGACAACGCAAUAGGUUCUGGAAAGAUAAAUGUCACAAUUGUCAUCAGGAUGGCCACCAUAGUUAUGACUGUACGGUGAAACGUAGAAUAUGUUGCCGUAUGUGCAGCGAAAAGGGCCAUACCAAGUUUCGCUGCUCUUGGAGGAUGUGUUUGACAUGCGGUAAGAAACAGAAUAUGUAUACUAUGACUUGUAAGUCUUGUUAUGUCCUGUACUGUACUAUGUGUGAUUCGGUAGGACACGAAGCGAACCAAUGUCCCGAUCUUUGGCGACGGUAUCAUCAAACGACCGACAUGAGCAACAUGCCGCAAGAUGUAGGCAACACAAUGAAACCACCGAAUCUGCUGUAUUGCUGCAACUGCAACAAGCGUGGCCACGAGUCGUCCACAUGCAAGGAAGAGCAAAUGACGCCCCAUCAUUUUGUUACUCCGGCGACUGUCACGAAUUACACAGAUGGGCCCACAUACAACCCAAAUGCGGCAAUUUCAUCGGAAUGCUAUCACCAUACCAUGAAUAUCUCACCAUCCGAGGCGGCAAGCAGCGAAACGUCGAUUCCGCGAAAUGUGAACAUGCAAGAAGCAAUGGAAGAACACUCAGGACUGUCUGCUAAUGUAAAUUUGUCACCACUGAGUGAGGAAGCUAACAAAGUGCCAAUUUCGCAAGAAGCCAUGAACAUUCCACAAACGGAAAAGAUUGUCAAGACAGAUAAGAUAUCCGAAAAUCAAAAGACAAAGGAGCUAACAUACAUAAUAAAUGAAAAAAUCUUUAUUAACGUCAUCUACUCCUGUGGUAAAUUUCUGCAUAAAAAUAACAAAAAAUCGCGAAUGAUCUGUCAAAAUCUUUCUAUGCUCGCAUUAUCAUCUUAUGGGAAGACUACUAUAGCUAACUUAGAAAAACGUAAAGUUUUCCCGAGUUUUCUCGAGGCAUUGAAUGAAAAACAUGUACCAUUUGAAGUGAAAAUAGGCUUUACAGCCUGUCAACGUAAGAAUGUAAUGUUACAGUUGAUAACAGUAGGACAAUCCUUAGAGCUGAUAUAUGAACUGCUGCUUCAUUGGAUCAAUCUUCCGAAUGAGGAGAAGGUUUACGGAAUAGAUAUAACUCUACCCAGGAAUUCAACAAAGAUGUUCAACUUAUUAAGUACGAGGAUGCCGCAGUUUAAAAAAAUGGGUUUUACAUCUUAUGAUAACGAUUUGUGUGAUCCACAAAAUAUGUUCCUUCAAAUAAAGUCUAAGAAAACCGAGUUAGAAAAGGAAAGAAAAGGAAAGUACAAGAAAGAAUCCAUAAAAGAAUAUUGUCGCGAACGCACAAAAUUGUGGCGUAUGCAAGUCAAACUUCUUAUGAUUGCUAACACUGAGCCCGAGCCAAAUAAGUACGUAUAUAUGCUUCAAAAUGCGAUGAAGGAGCUCGAAUUAAAACAAUACCAGAUGAGUGAGGAACUCGACAUCGUCACAUAUCUUAAAUUUACUCUGCUUUACAAUAUUUUAUUCGUACCUCACACACCAAUUCAUCUGUAUAAGAUGCUGUAUCGCUUUAGAAAGCAUGCGACAAAUAAAAAAUUAUUCAACAUGCAGCAACGGCAAGAGUUGGACAGGGAGAUAAGUGAACAAGAAAAUCACGCAUUAUGUACUAACAUGAAUCUUUCGUUUCCGCCUAUUACACCUUCUACCUCGCAAGACAUUAAUUUAGUUGAAAACCUGUCUGCUGUUAAUAUUCAGCAGAAUGCGAGUAACAAUAUUACAAAUGAUAUUUUACCUAUCAACGAUGCAACAAAUAACAAUCGCGAUGAGACAAUGAUAAAUGAUCCUACUGUGCAGAUUCCUCCGUUUAUUAUUACAUCAUUCAAUACUGAGUCAGCAACAGUUCCAUCAGAAGAUUUCACAAGUGACAUAAACGUUGAAUCUACUGUAUCGACGAGUGGACAGAACGCACAAUCUGCAAUGCCUCAAAAGCAGACGAAAUCAGAAGAAAAAAGAUUCAAAAAGCCAUUUGCAAAUGAAAAAUUUAAUAAAAAAAAUCAGAAGAAAAAAAAUGUAUAUAAAAAAGCGUUAGAAAUAAUAGAACAGGCUCGCGAGUUCAAAGUAUCUCACAUAAUAAAUGCAGCAGACGACUUACGAAGAAAAGUUACCAAUCAGAUACUUACAUCUCAACACGUCGCUGCGCUAGAGAAAUUAAUUAGAGUGGAAAAAAAAUAUCAGAAGGCCAUUACCUCUUGUUGCAAUUCCUUAAAAACAUAAUUUUUGUAAAGAUGUGUUCGUUCGGCGAUGUUGCGAUAUUAUAACUAAAUCACUUGUAAAAUAUGAAAUAUUUUUCAACUCUAUGUGCAAAAGUUGCUUCUUUUAUUACAUAAUAUCAGAUAAACUCAUGACUGAAUGUAAAAUAUCAUAUAUGUAUAAUGGAAAAAAAACAAUUUUUGCAAAGAUGUGUUCGUUCGGCGAUGUUGCGAUAUUAUAACUAAAUCACUUGUGAAAUAUGAAAUAUAAAAUAUGAAACUCUA